Molecule: messenger RNA, 2307 nt
Organism: Cladophialophora carrionii CBS 160.54
Lineage: Eukaryota; Fungi; Ascomycota; Eurotiomycetes; Chaetothyriales; Herpotrichiellaceae
Exons: 1
Coding region: 1-2307 (768 amino acids)
Biological process (GO): proteolysis
Cellular component (GO): fungal-type vacuole
Molecular function (GO): serine-type carboxypeptidase activity
Source: RefSeq, a predicted model, not a curated record
AUGGCACCAUGGACGCGGUGGCUGAAACGUUCACUUCUCAGCCUCUCUGCAUGGAUUUCGAUUACCGUCGAGCAGUUUCCUCCCCUGCCUGGCAAUGGAGCUCUAAUCGAACUGCCUUCUCCGAUCACCCCAAAUGUUACUAUUAGCUACAAAGCUGUCCCUCCAGGGACUUGCACGACGGUUUUCGCAACUCAGCAGCAGUUCGCGGGCUACAUCAAGCUACCGCCGAACUUGCUGGAGCCCACUCAGGGGAACUACUCCAUCCAUACUUUCUUCUGGUUCAUCGAAGCCCGGCAAUUGCCUGAGACAGCUCCAUUGUCAAUUUUUAUCAAUGGCGGGCCAGGCUCCUCCAGUAUGGUUGGUCUUUUUCAGGAAGUCGGUCCGUGUCAGGUUGUCGAAAUCGCGAAUGGCCAGUUGGGCACGAGCGCACGAGAUUGGGGCUGGGAUCGAAGCAGCAACAUCGUGUUCAUCGACCAGCCUGCUCAGGUUGGUUUCUCAUAUGAUGUCCUGACGAAUUCGUCUUUAAAUUUGUUGGAUGAGACCACUGUAAUCCCUCCAAGAACUGGCCCUGAUACGCAACCUGCAUACACAUUCCUCAAUGGCACUUUUGGGUCAGGAAACCCAUCCUUCAGCGCGAAUACGUCCCAGGCCGCCGCACACUCUAUGUGGCACUUUCUGCAGACGUUCCUCACUUCCUUCCCGCAGUACAACACCGCAUUGCGCACACAGGCUGUGGAGUCGACUGCUGAGAUCCACCUUUUUACGGAAUCCUACGGUGGCAAGUACGGUCCAGCCGCAGGAGAAUUCUUUCGAAGCCAGAAUUCUCGACGACGAACAGACGUUGGAUUUGCAAAUAGUACCAUUGACGUCACGCUCAAGUCACUCGGCAUCAUCAAUGGCUGGGUUGACUUGUUUACCCAGAUUCCGCUUCACCCAAAGUUUGCAUACGAGAAUAGCUAUGAUAUUGAGGCCAUCUCACAGCUACAAGAGCUGAAUGCCCUUAGUGCAUAUAAGAAUGCAAAUGGGUGUCAGCAACAGACCUCGGAUUGCAGAGCGCUGGAAGCUAACCUCGAUCCGCUGGGACUGGGAAAUGAUACUACGGUCAACCAAGUGUGCUCGCAAGCCCAGUCCUACUGCCAGUCUUACGUGGUCGGUCCUUACACUACAUCGGGGCGAUCUGUUUAUGAUAUCUCCCAAGCUGUGCUGGAUCCCUUCCCCAACGCUUUGUACCUGGAGUAUCUCAAUCAACUACCCGUGCAGGAAGCACUUGGUGUGUCUGUUAACUAUACGCAAGAUUCGCUCGCGGUUUUCCACGCAUUCACCGCGACCGGAGAUUAUGCACGAGAUGGGAUUAUCCAAGACUUGGUUGGCCUGCUCAAUUCUGGUGUCAGGGUCGCUCUCAUCUAUGGAGACAGAGAUUAUAUCUGCAACUGGCAGGGUGGAGAAGCGGUCUCAUUUGCCAUCGCCGGUGCCGCCGGCCCAACCUACGAGCCUUGGUACACUGCAGGCUAUGCACCAAUCGUGGCCAACAGCAGCUAUAUUGGGGGAGUCGUCCGCGAGUUUGGAAACCUGAGCUUCAGCCGAAUCUACGAUGCCGGCCACUUAGUACCCGCGUAUCAGCCCGAGACCGCCUUCACCAUCUUUUCACGAGUGAUUGAGGGCACCGAUGUCAGCAUGGGCCUCCCCGCCGAUCCGUCAAUAUACUCGUCCUGGGGCGAUGCGAAUUCGACAUAUGAGAAUGUGGCUCCUCCGAUGGCAGAUCCGACAUGCUACCUACGUGCGGUCAACAGCACCUGCGAUACAGAUCAGAAGAACAUGCUGGCAAACGACGCUGGUGUCAUCAUCAACGGCGUCUUAUACGACCAGGCCAGUGACUGGCAAACACCAGAUCCAGGGAUCACCACGAGGGCAGGCUCCCCUGGGACACCACCUGUCAGCAUAAUUACCAGCGCUCCGCUUCCCGAGACAGUCUCGUCAACACAGGUAUUGUCCAACCUGACCGGAACGGGAAAUUUGACCGCCAGUAACACGACCAUCCACGUCAGCACCAGACCCUCGAGCCCCAGAUCCAGUACCGGCGGUCUUCCCUCAAGGCCACAGCCCUCCACCAGUCUGCCUACGGGAGUGUUCACGGCAACAACCAUUCCGCCGAAGACCAGUGUCAGCAGAGCAGCCUCUGCGAGCGCGAGUAACGCGGCGGUGUCUUGCAUCAGCACCAGUAUCUUUCGCACUCUAUCCCUUUCUAGCGAUACCCGGCCAGCGACGGUGGCGCUCGUGUAUCUCUUUUCCAUGUUUGUCAUAUCUUAA